AUGGCAGUUGACCCCAUCGACAUGCUGAAGAUUUUGGACCUAUCAGACACAAUGGAGGGCGUGUCCCUGGAGGCGGGCCUCUGCACGAGUAGGCAGGGCAUGGAGGAGCCAGACCUAUCCUACAAGAUUGACAAGAAAAUUCAGCUCAGCGUUCCAACCAAUCAGAUUUUCCCAGGUGAGACNNNNCCCGUGGACUUCUCGGUGGUGGCGACGGUGCGGGCGAAGCGCGGCGCGCAGUGCUUCCUGCUGUCGGUGUACGAUGGCGAGGGCGUGCAGCAGCUGGGGCUGGAGCUGGGCCGCUCGCCCGUCUUCCUGUACGAGGACCAGCACGGCCAGCCCUCCCCCGACCUCUACCCCAUCUUCAAGAAGGUCAACCUGGCCGAUGGAAAGUGGCACAGACUGGCCUACAGCGUGGAAGGUCAAAAGGUCACGCUCUACCUGGACUGCCAGAAGGUCGACACCCUGGACCUCCCCCGGGGUCACGACCCCCGCGUCAGCACGGAUGGAGUCACCGUGUUCGGGACGAGGCUCUUGGAUGAGGAAGUGUUUGAGGGGGAGAUCCAGCAGCUUCUGAUCAUCCCUGACCCCAGCGCUGCAGCCGACUACUGCCACAACUUCAUCCCUGACUGUGACUCCGCCCUCACCUACAACAGCCUAUCACUGGACCCAGAGGAGGUGGAGAAGCCCAAGCGGAAGCCCGUGGUGGAGGAGUUUGAGGAGGACUUUUAUCACGGCCUCUACGACGAGGACAUCCCCGUCUCCUCGGUGACCGUGGGCCCCAACAUCACGGAGUAUGAGAUCAUCGAGUACGAGGAGUACGAGAACGUGACGGACGAGUAUGAGGUGAAGGAGUACGAGGUCUACGAAGAAUACGACGACCGCUACGGCCUCGCCGAGCGAGAGGGCGAGGAGGGGUCUUCGCUACCGGAGAAAGGACAGAAGGGAGAGCCUGCAUAUCUUGGAGAGGGCACCAUAAUUGAAGGACCCCACGGCCUCCCGGGACCUGAGGGACCCCCAGGUGAGCCUGGACCUAUGGGACCUAUGGGACCGAGAGGAGAUCCAGGUGAUCUGGGGCCUCCGGGACGACAAGGACUCUCUGGCGCUGAUGGGAUACCAGGGCCCCCGGGUACCAUGCUAAUGUUACCGUUCCAGUUUGGUGGUGAUGCAGCGAAAGGUCCGGUGGUUUCAGCCCAGGAGGCUCAAGCCCAGGCUAUCCUGCAGCAGACUAAGCUCUCCAUGAAGGGGCCUCCAGGGCCACUGGGACUGAUGGGCCGGCCAGGGCCGCUGGGUUCAACAGGGACGACAGGGCUGAAGGGAGCGAGUGGAGAUCAAGGACCAUCAGGCCCUCGUGGUGUGCCAGGCCCACCAGGGCAAAAUGGGAAGCAAGGGAAGAGAGGCCGUGGUGGUACUGAUGGAAGCAGAGGAGAGCCAGGGGAGACAGGAUCAAAGGGCGACAGAGGUUUUGAUGGACUACCUGGUCUCCCUGGAAACAAAGGGCAUAGGGGCGAAACUGGGAAGAAAGGUGCAGUGGGACCACUAGGACUGUCUGGUGAGAAGGGGUCAGACGGCCAGCCUGGACCGAGAGGACAGCCAGGCGAUAUUGGUUCCCGUGGAAUGCCUGGACCCAGAGGGAAUGCUGGACCUCCAGGACAAGCUGGUAUCGUCGGCAUAGAUGGAGUCCAGGGGUCGAAGGGCAACCUGGGACCACCUGGAGAGUCUGGAGCUGCAGGGCAACAAGGAAACCCUGGAUUUGUGGGUUUCCCAGGCCCCCAGGGCCCCAUCGGACUGCCAGGUGAAAAGGGACCACAAGGGAAAAAAGGAAUGAAGGGACUGCCAGGUAUCGAUGGACCUUCGGGUCAUCCAGGACGAGAGGGACCACCUGGAGAGAAAGGACUCCCGGGUCCUUCUGGCGUUCAAGGCCCCGUUGGAUAUCCUGGGGCUCGUGGAGUCAAGGGAGCCGAUGGUCUCAGAGGCGUGAAGGGAAGCAAAGGGGAGAAGGGUGAAGAUGGCUUCCCUGGAGCUAAGGGGGAGAUGGGAACAAAAGGAGACAAUGGGGACUCUGGAGCCUCAGGGCCCCGGGGUGAGGACGGUCUGGAGGGCCCCAAGGGCCAGUCUGGUCCCCUGGGAGAAGCAGGAUCUGGUGGCAUGGCCGGGGAGAAGGGUAAACUGGGAGUUCCAGGACUGCCUGGCUACCCAGGAAGACAAGGACCUAAGGGAGCUGAUGGAUUCCCUGGAGCUAUCGGGAUAAUCGGUGAGAAGGGCAAAAAGGGUCCACAAGGGUCACCAGGGAUCGCCGGGCAGAGAGGUGCAAAUGGUGCGCGUGGAGCCAGAGGUGCUAAAGGUCCCACAGGAAAGUCAGGUGCAAAGGGAUCAUCAGGGCAUGAUGGCCCCCCUGGACCUACUGGGGAUAGGGGCCCCCAAGGACCUCAAGGAAGAAAUGGAGAACCAGGGCCAAAGGGACCCAACGGCCCCAAUGGGAAGGAUGGUUUGCCAGGUCAUCCAGGCCAGAGGGGGGAGCCGGGUUUCCAAGGAAAGACAGGUCCCCCUGGACCAUCGGGUGUUGUCGGACCACAGGGUAACUCGGGAGAAACUGGGCCAAUGGGAGAUCGGGGUCAUCCAGGGUCACCGGGCCCACCUGGAGAGCAGGGUCUCCCCGGAGCAGCUGGCAAAGAAGGAGCCAAGGGUGACCCAGGUCUUCCAGGCACCCCAGGCAAGGCUGGCCCUGCAGGGCUACGUGGCUUCAGAGGCAGCAGAGGGGCCACCGGCGCCAUGGGCCCUGCUGGACUGAAAGGAGGAGAAGGACCCGUAGGAGCAGCUGGACCAAUGGGUCCCACGGGUGAGCGUGGUCCCCCAGGUAGAGUGGGUGCCAUUGGCCAGCCUGGACGCACCGGUGCCAUCGGUGGACCCGGACCAGCGGGAGAGAAGGGCGAGCCGGGAGAGAAAGGUCUGAUUGGACCGGCAGGGCAGGACGGAGAACAGGGACCCGGGGGGCCCCCUGGAGUGUCUGGACCUGCGGGACCACCAGGGGAGGACGGAGAUAAGGGAGAGGUUGGAGGACCAGGCCAAAAGGGAAGCAAAGGGGACAAAGGAGAAGGGGGACCUUCGGGACCUCUAGGCAUUCAGGGUCCUGUCGGACAGCCAGGACUACCGGGUGUGGACGGAACAGCUGGUCUCUCGGGGCAGAUGGGCAUGAGAGGACAGAAGGGUGACGAGGGACUCCGGGGCUUCAAGGGAUCCACAGGGCCCAUAGGACUGCAGGGGAUGCCAGGACCACCGGGGGAGAAGGGUGACAGUGGCCACGCAGGCUUAGCGGGUCCACCAGGGCAGAUGGGACCAAGGGGGCCGGUAGGACCCAGUGGGGGACAGGGUCCACCUGGGAGGCCAGGGAUCAUUGGAACAUCAGGUGCUGUUGGUGAGAAGGGAGAAGAUGGUGAGGCUGGUGACCCAGGCUCUGUCGGUGUGUCGGGCAGUUCAGGAGACAAGGGGGACCUGGGGGAGAAGGGUGACACGGGGCUGCCGGGGGCGGCCGGACCUCCAGGGGGCCGCGGAACAGCGGGAGAGGACGGAGCUAAAGGGAACUCGGGUCCUAUUGGGUUUCCAGGUGACCAGGGAGCGCCCGGAGAAGCUGGCAUUAAUGGUAUAGAUGGCACAGUAGGAUCUAAGGGUGACAACGGAGACCCGGGCAAAGCUGGACCUCCAGGGGCUUCAGGGGAACCAGGUCCACCUGGGAGACCAGGCCGAAGGGGUCACCUGGGUCCAGUAGGAAAAGAAGGCAAGCCGGGCAUGAAAGGCGAAAAGGGGGCGCCGGGAUACGAGGGGCAUCUUGGGAAGACCGGUCCAGUGGGAGGACAGGGGAAUCCUGGGAAACCUGGACCGCAGGGCCUCAGGGGCAUCCCUGGACCAGCGGGAGAGCAAGGCUUGAACGGACCACCUGGCCAGACAGGACCUCCUGGACCAAUGGGUCCACCAGGGCUGCCGGGACUGAAGGGAGACCCGGGAAAGAAAGGAGAAAAGGGCCACGGCGGUCUCAUCGGCCUGAUCGGACCUCCUGGAGAGGCUGGAGAGAAGGGAGACCGAGGAUUGCCUGGCAACCAAGGAGCACUAGGACCCAAAGGAGAGGAGGGACCCAUCGGCCCUCCAGGCUUCAGUGGGCCACCUGGCCCUCCAGGUCUCGCAGGAGCUACAGGCCUGCCAGGAUCCAAAGGCAACGAGGGACCCAUUGGCCCCCGAGGUGACACUGGCCCUGCUGGACCCCCUGGACCUCCAGGUCUCCCAGCGGUGAGCACGCGUUCUCUGCCCUACCAGCGCGACGGAACCGGGACCAGGGCAGGAACCGGACGCAGGCGCCGCCACCCCGCCACCGUGGACGGCGCCGCCAUGGAGGACGACUCGGUCACGCUCGUCCGCGACGCAGACGAGGAAGAGGAGGAGGUGGACGAGGAGGGCAUCUUCCUCAGCGACCAGCCGGCGGCGGGGGGGGCGGGGCCGGGGGCGGGGGAGGCGGGCGAGGGCCAGGACAUGGAGGAGGUGUUCGCCUCGCUGUCGUCCAUGCGCGUGGAGGUGGAGAGCAUGCGCACGCCGCUGGGCACGUUCGACAGUCCCGCGCGCACCUGCAAGGAGCUCUGGUACUGCCACCCGGAGUACAAGGACGGUGAAUACUGGAUUGACCCGAACCAGGGUUGCCAUAGAGACGCCUUCAAGGUGUUCUGCAACUUCACGGCAGAGGGAGACACGUGUUUGGACCCAGACAGCAAGUUCCAGUCGGUUAAACUGGCUGCAUGGAACAAGGAGAAGCCCGGCACCUGGUACAGUCAGUUCAAGAAAGGCUCCAAGUUUGUGUACACAGACGUGAGUGGGCAGCCGGUGCACGUGGUGCAGCUGAACUUCCUGAAGCUGCUGAGCGCCACGGCCCACCAGACCUUCACCUACACCUGCCAGAACUCGGCCGGCUGGUACGACAGCGCCUCCCGGGGGUACGGGCACGCACUGCGCUUCAGGGGGAGUGGGGGCGAGGAGCUCACCCACGAGAACUCGCUGUUCAUCCAGCCACUCCGGGACGGCUGCCAGUCACGCGUCGGGCAGGAGAGGACUGUGCUAGAGUUCAAUUCGCCGGACUCCGAGAUGUUUCCCAUCAUGGACGUGGCCGUGUCGGACUUCGGCAACAGCAAGCAGAAGUUCGGCUUUGAGCUGGGCCGCGUUUGCUUCAACGGCUAGCGCCCCCUGCAGUCUGGGAGGACUCACUGCAGUCGAAAGGGAAGGGACUUUGACGAGUGCCACUGCUUGUGUCUGAGUUAAGACAUGCACAAGCCAGCGGAGGGCGCCACAGUUUAUUGUGUCACAAACGGAAAACAUUCUCUCCUGAGGUCAGGUGACCACGAAGCAGCCAAUGGGAGGUCACAGCAGUCACUGCCAGGACUCAGGCAAAUAAGAAAGAACACUUUGGGCCAGUUUCAUGGACAUGGAUUAAACUUAAGUCCUAAAUUAAAAGCUCCUUUCCAGUGGAGGUCUUCCACGUAUAGCUGUCUUUUAGCUAAGGACUAGACCAAAGGGCCGUA
Messenger RNA from Sardina pilchardus (European sardine), 5555 nucleotides. It is a transcript of the gene col5a3b, whose product is annotated as collagen, type V, alpha 3b. Lineage: Eukaryota; Metazoa; Chordata; Actinopteri; Clupeiformes; Clupeidae. The transcript has 66 exons. The coding region runs from base 1 to 5214 and encodes 1737 amino acids. Gene Ontology annotation, molecular function: extracellular matrix structural constituent conferring tensile strength. Gene Ontology annotation, biological process: extracellular matrix organization. The record is from RefSeq and is a predicted model, not a curated record.